CGUUUGAUCAUUUUGAGUUUCAGCUUGGUCUGACCAAGAUGACGACACAAUAUUUGAUUCUUUCGUCAUUAGGACUGUUUGCGGCGUUGAGCUGUGUAUCUUCACUAUCUCCUAUUAUUCCGCCUCCCAAUAUUAGUCAUGUCGUGGCACCAAAAAGUGUAGCGCCGGGAGAAACAUUUGUUGCGUACGUUCACGUAGAGGACAUUCUUUGGAAGGCAAAACAGUCGGUGUCUGUACACGUGACACGUUCUACUGGCAGCUCGCUUGCUUCAAGCAAGGAAAGAAUAGUAAUCCCAGGUUCAUUCAAUGCAUUUUUACUGACGAUUCCUAAAGAUGCUGAUCCAGCUGAAGGUCCGUACAGCAUCGACGUCAAGAUGACAACGCAUAUGCAAACGCUGGUGACCAGAAGUCUACCACUUACAAUAUCUGGCAAGAACAGAAUCAUCCUCAUUCAGACAGACAAACCUAUUUAUAAACCAGGAGAAACGGUUAUGGGAAGAGUGAUUGUUCUUGACCGUGAGACGAGGUCUGUGACAGGAGGAGUUACUGUCACCAUAGAGAAUCCUAAAUCAUAUACCAUUGGUCGUUAUUCCAACAUUGACUUAGAAUUUGGUGUUGGCAAAUUUGAGUUUCCAUUGUCUUCUGAACCCGUCCUUGGAACACACACGUUAUGUGCUACAUACGAGGGUUUGCCCAAAAACCAACGUUCUUGCUUUAAUUUUGAAGUUAAACGUUAUGUUUUGCCCAGAUUUUCCUGUUUGGUGACACUCACUGAUGAUGUCAUCGAUUGUGUCACAAGAAAAGUUUGCUUCACUGUGUCAGCAACCUAUACUUACGGUCAGAAAGUUAGAGGAAAUUUGAAAGCACGACUGACUCCUAAUUAUAGAUGGUUACGAUGUCCUCUAGAAGAAGCCGUUACAAUGCGCAAGAUCGAUGGAAAAACUGAAGUGUGUAUGAAAUUCUGUACACGUGGCUGUGGAGGAAAGCUAGACAUUGAUGUCAACGUGACCGAUCCGCAGUCUCAAACAACCGUCCAAUGCGACGGACCGACAAGCAUCACAAGAAGCUACAGACCGAACAAACUGACUUUUAUCCAAGAAGACAAAACAUUCAGCCAGUGCCACUACACCACAGUAAAAGUUGCAGCGUCAAGUUUGACGGGAAUUCCAAAGUAUGCAAAUGUAAGCCUGACGGGUACGAUAUACACGAUGGGCAAAAGCGGAUGUCAAAAAAAGAAGUAUCAAUCGCUGACAGAUAUUUAUCAACAGACUGAUAGAAGUGGAGUAGCAACAUUUAAUGUUUGUACUCCAUGCAACGCCCUGUCUAUUCGUUUUACCGCUUCUGCAGUCCAGGAAACAGGAGAAAGAAAUCGUUUUGCUAAUGCAUACACUUCUCUAAAUAUGAUCUACGCUCCUGAACGAAUAGUGUUGUCUAGCAACCAAAAGCGAGUAGAGGUCGGUAAUGAAGUAACUGUUUAUGCAUCUUUUUCUAGCAAAGCAGUUGCAGAUUAUUAUAUUGUUAACAAAGGUAAAAUUGUCAAUCAUGGUCAGUGCUUACCUGCAGGAGAUGAGAAUGUCAGAAGCAAACAUCAACAGUUGUGUGAAGACGGAGGCAUUAAGAGAACUUGUUCAUUCUCAUUUGUUGUGACGUCAUCAAUGGCUCCCAAAGUUUCUGUUAUUGUCAGUCAGAAGAAUCAAGCAGCUUCACGCAUCGCAUUUGAUGUAAUUGCGAAUACCAGAUCACAGAUGUCUCUGGAAUUCCAAGAAGAAGAAGUGAGACCUGGCGAGAAAGCCCAUUUACUAAUACAAGCCGCUGUCUCGUCAUACGUGGGCGUAGUAGCAGUCGAUCAAAGCGUUUACCUUCAGCAAGACAAGAACCAACUCACAACUGCUAAGUUGUAUGAUGAGAUUAGACAGUUUGAUGAGCACAAGCCACUGGCCAUCAAGAGAUACGUUUGUGACUGGUCUGCAUACUGGAACUGUAAUUGUGACUGCUAUGGAUAUCCAAAAGGAGGAAACCCACCUCUUCCACAGCCGAGACCUCUCCCUGCAGUAACCGAAAAUGGUCCUCCUGGAGUCAAAGGAGACGUAGGAAGACAGCAACCACGCAUUAUCAGGCCUGGUAAAUGCUGUGCACGACGUUGCUAUGAUGUCAGUUACUAUCCUCGGUAUUGUUCUUACGUCAAAGCAAGCAGCUACUUUACCGCUUCUGGAAUUAGUGUGUCUGACAGUGACACGACGUCUCCGACUGAAUGCUCGAAACCACCACCUCCACCCAAACCUGAAAUUACAUACGACUGUUGUUAUCAAUUUACACCUUGGCGGGCAAGAACCAGCGGUGGUCCACUUGCUCUAGCUGAUCGAUUUUUAGCUGUACCGUUAGCAGCUCCAGUUGAAAAGCAACGUCAAGGUCCAGCAGGCUUGACAGAUGAAUCAAUUGAUUCACCGAACGUUGCCAAUCUUGUGAAUCCAACUCGUGUACGAAAAUUCUUUCCCGAGACGUGGCUUUGGUUUGAGAUGGAGAUGAAUAAUCAUACAGAGACAAAGGAAGUUACUGUGCCUGAUACGAUUACGUCUUGGGUUGCGGAUGCUUUCUCUGUUUCACAAUCAACGCACAUGUCAAUAGCAAGACCGACAACUUUAAGAGUAUUCAAACCUUUUUUUAUCACUCUCAAUCUGCCCUAUUCGGUGAUAAGAGGAGAGCUAGUAGAGAUCACUCUCACCGUUUACAACUACUUGGAAAUACCACUAACAGCAAAUGUCGAGGUCCUAGUCGACAGUAAUGAUCUACGAAUAGUGCACGGAAAGGGAGACAAGACAGAGCUAAACCAGACUGUUAGAACGGUGACUGUUCCUGCAAGUGCAGGUAACUCUCUAUCGUAUUACCUCCUACCUCUCAAGAACGGCCACUUGCCGAUAAAAGCCACAGCCAAAUCGACAUCCGCUGCAGAUAGCCUGAUACGAAAUCUGUUUGUCGAACCUGAAGGAGUGAAAGAAGAGUAUGGCCAAUCAGCCCUUUUGUGUAUUGAAGAUACUUCUACUCCCACCACCGAUCUCGACGACGCGUCUGAUGACGAUCUCAAGUGCAUUACCAAACGCUUCAAUGCAUCUCUCCCACCAGACUAUGUUCCCGACUCAGAAAGCGCAGAAUUUUCAGUAACAGCGAAUUACAUGGGACCAACUAUUAGCGGUCUCGAAAGUCUUUUGAGGUUGCCAACGGGCUGUGGUGAGCAGAACAUGCUCAACUUUGCCCCCGCCGUCUACAUUGCUCGCUACCUCGACACAAUCGGAAAGCUUGACGCUGCAACGCGCAAGAAGGCUCUCCACUACAUGCAAACAGGCUACCAGAGAGAGUUGACGUAUCAGCGUCAGGAUGGAUCAUACAGCGCAUUCGGAGAUCGUGAUCGUUGUGGAAGCAUGUGGUUGACCGCGUUUGUAUUGAGAUCGUUUGGUCAAGCGGACGGUCUCAUUGGAAUGUCUAUCGAUAACAAAGUGCAGGAAGAAGCAAUCGACUUCAUCAUAUCGAAACAGAACGACGACGGUUCGUUUCCGCCGGUGUGCGGUCCAAUACACAAGGAGAUGCAAGGAUGCAGUGGUGGUGGUUGUUCUCUGACAGCCUACGUCACACUGGCGCUUCUUGAGGCUGGACUACAACCAAAUGAUAAAGCAUUAACGGCGGCUCUGAGCUACUUGACAAACAACUGCAUACCGUCCAACUGCAGUAGCCCGUAUAAUCUGGCUUUAGUCGCUUACACGUUGACAAAAGUCUCAGGAUACGAGACGAACGCAGACGCAGCUCUCGAUUCGUUAAGAAAUUGUGCCAAAACCGAUGGCGACCACGCUUACUGGCAAUACACACUUUCUCCACCUUGUGAGAACACGUGGGCGUGGUCCUAUUAUUGCCGAUCGAGCUCUUGUGACGUGGAGACGAGCGCCUAUGCGUUACUGGCGUUUUCGAACAGAGGAAACAUUGCGUAUAGCUUACGAAUUGUUCGCUGGCUACUCGAGCAGCGUAAUCCGAGAGGAGGAUUUAAGUCCACACAAGACACUGUGGUGGCACUUCAAGCUCUAUCGGAAUAUGCCCAGUUGACUUUGUCUGACGGACGUGUUUCGGCAACAGUCCAACUUACAUUUAGUGGUCUAGACCAUGAGCUAAUUAUCGAUUCCUCAAAUGCCAUGCAAGUACAAACUGUCCAGGUUCCCGUUCUUCCUACUUCCAUCGAAGUGUCUGUUUGUGGUAGUGGCUGCUUGUUAGCCUCACUUGGUGUCAACUACAACGUACCCAAACCGGACGAGAUCGCGGCAUUCGACGUGUCUGCCGUUGCUACUGUUCAGAAGGGUUCAUGCAAAUACGUCGUCAGAGUCUGCAAUAGGUGGAUCCGUAAUGAGUCAGAUAGCUCCAACAUGGCGGUGACCGAAGUGACAUUCUUUUCCAGUUUUGCACCAGUGCAAAGCGAGUUGAAGCAGUUGGUGAAAGGAGGACGAUGUAUGAUCAAAAGAACAGACUUUAAAGGACGAGUUCUUAGCGUUUACUUUGAUGAGGUGACCCAAAGAAAGUGUUGCUUUGACGUAACGAUGAAGAGGAUUUCAGUGGUCGAAGACCUGCAAGGUGUUCCCGUCAUUACGUACAAUUACUACGAGCCCGACCAGAGGGGAGGAACUAUGCUCUACCCCCGACAAGAUUGCGAAUGACGCAUCAAAAAUUUACUUGACGUUCACUAGUUAAGUGACGUCGACUGGUUACGUACACACGUAUGUAGUAGAAAAGCGCAAGAAAUUGCUUUCCUAUAAGUUGUUAUAAUUGAGAAACGGCGAUAUGCAUACCUUUCUGUCCAAUUUGUAUCUUUGAAUUAUGUUACAUAUCAAUUCAUUUUGAUAUGCGUAGGUACUAAUCAUGCACGAGGUCUAAGGUACUUUUGGUUGAGUUAAUAGCAUUCAAAUAAUUUCUAAACAUUCCGAAAAG
Corticium candelabrum is the source of this 4962-nucleotide messenger RNA. Its product is annotated as alpha-2-macroglobulin-like protein 1. The record is from RefSeq and is a predicted model, not a curated record. NCBI's taxonomy places the organism in Eukaryota, Metazoa, Porifera, Homoscleromorpha, Homosclerophorida, Plakinidae. The transcript has 32 exons. Bases 39 to 4691 code for a protein of 1550 amino acids. Gene Ontology annotation, cellular component: extracellular region. Gene Ontology annotation, molecular function: endopeptidase inhibitor activity.